UUCCUAUAAAGUAAUAUUUAUCGGUUUACGAUGAAACUGUCUGGGCGAGGUUUUGUACCGUAUAUUGCUUCAUUUUACAGUAACACUAAGAUUUAUCCCUGUAUUUUAAAUUCUAAAUUGCACAAUUCAACUCGUGUAAAUGGAAUAUAUAACGAAAUUUGUCUAUUGAGAUACAAUACAAGUUGUUUGCGAAAGGAUAUUUCGUUUCUUACAUCCUCUAGCUUGAAAUCGGCUGGACAAAAACUGCAGUUAAAACUGAGAGAUUGUGAUAAUGAUGAUAUAAAGUCCAUUGCACUGAAAAUUUAUGAUAAAACUCACAAAGUGGAUAAACUAGUCUACAAAAUACUUAACAAUAGGUAUCGUUAUAAUUUGGAAAAAACAACAAAGGUAUUCCAUGACAGCAACUACAAGUAUGGCCUUGUUGGCGUUUCUUUCAUUUGUUUCUUUGGAUCAUUGACACUUUCACUUAGCCCAGUAUUCUCUAUCGGAUGUCUUGUUGGUCUAUAUCUCUAUCGUAAUGUUUACAAGCAGACUGUAGAUCGAAGGGACGCGAACCUAAACUUUGAAAAAUAUAUCGCAGAUAACAAAAUACAAAAAUCUGAACUCGCUUUCACCCUGAAACUGAUGUUAUAUGACAUAUCAUUAUUGGAAAGAAAUAUGGAUAUAGACCUGCCAAGAAACGUGGAAUAUAAACUAAAUUAAUAAUUGUGCUUUCUUCUAUUUAGAAAGAGCACGACA
Messenger RNA from Theileria equi strain WA, 738 nucleotides. RefSeq lists its product as hypothetical. The record is from RefSeq and is a predicted model, not a curated record. NCBI's taxonomy places the organism in Eukaryota, Apicomplexa, Aconoidasida, Piroplasmida, Theileriidae. Bases 31 to 702 code for a protein of 223 amino acids. The transcript is spliced from 5 exons.